Messenger RNA from Coregonus clupeaformis (lake whitefish), 1824 nucleotides. Its product is annotated as gap junction beta-4 protein-like. The transcript has 2 exons. The record is from RefSeq and is a predicted model, not a curated record. The coding region runs from base 335 to 1168 and encodes 277 amino acids. Lineage: Eukaryota; Metazoa; Chordata; Actinopteri; Salmoniformes; Salmonidae. Gene Ontology annotation, biological process: cell communication. Gene Ontology annotation, cellular component: connexin complex.
UCUCCUUCUUUCUAUGGUAAAAGUUGAACAAUGAGUUGUUAUCAGCCACUCCCUACACUGAGGCUGUUGCAGGUGUGUUUACCCAGCUAGUCCACUCAGUAUAGGCAUGCAGUCCUUCCCUCCCCUCUUUUGCGAUGUGGCACAGCUGAGUAAGUCUUAUUAAAGAGACACCUUACCUGACUUUUGCAGUUGAGUAUUUUUUUUUAACCAAGGGUAGAAGCCCACAGUUGGCAGUUGUGACAAGACUUACAAUUUAGACGUGAGGCAAGAGCCAGGGGCCUGUUGGAGGCCGAACUGAACUUCUACUACAAAUUCGACAACUUGUACCUCCACUAUGAACUGGGCGUUUUUGCAGGGCCUGCUUAGCGGGGUCAAUAAGUACUCCACGGCGUUCGGUCGUAUCUGGCUCUCCGUCGUCUUCAUCUUCAGACUCAUGGUCUUCGUCGUGGCUGCGGAGAAGGUGUGGGGCGACGAACAGAAAGACUUUGACUGCAACACCCGCCAACCCGGCUGCCACAACGUCUGUUACGACCACUUCUUCCCCGUCUCCCACAGCCGGCUCUGGGCACUCCAGCUCAUCUUCGUCACGUGUCCCUCGCUACUGGUCGUCCUCCAUGUUGCGUACAGAGAUGAACGAGAGCGGAAACACUGUCUGAAGCACGGCGAGGGAUGCACCCGUCUUUACGACAAUACGGGGAAGAAGCGUGGCGGCCUGUGGUGGACCUACUUCUUCAGUCUGCUCUUCAAGAUGGUGGUGGACGGCGUGUUCAUCUUCCUGUUGUUUUACAUCUACGAGGCGUACUUCUUCCCGCUGGUGGUGAAGUGCUCAGAGGACCCCUGUCCCAACGAGGUGGACUGCUUUAUUGCCAGACCAACAGAGAAGCGAGUGUUCACAGUCUUCAUGGUGGUGGUUAGCUUCGUGUGUAUCCUCCUGACUCUGUGUGAGAUCCUCUACCUGCUGGGGAAGAAGUGCAGGGAGUGUGUCGGCGGUGGAGGGCCCCGUGCCAUCAGGGAGAGCCCCCGGUUCAACAUGCCAGCUACCAUACACCUGAUGGCGAACGAUAACUCUGUGUUCAAGAAGUCUGAACUGGAGAAGACGAAGAUGGCUGAUGGUGGAGUGGCUGAGACAGAGAGCCCUGCUCCGGGUUACAGUGUGGCUAUCUCCUAAGACUGUUAUCUUUAAUUCUGGUCCUGGAGACGCCAUAGCAUAGUGCAGGCUUUCGUUCAUGCCCAGUACUAAUACAUGAUUAGAUGCAUCUAAUCAAGGCAUUGAUGAUUAGUUGAUCAGUUGUGUGUUAGUACUGGUCCGGAACAAAAGCCUAUGGAAAGCCUAUGGAGUGUUUGGCAGUAAUCAAGGCAUUGGGGGCCAGUAUGAAAAAAAUAUAUAAAAAAAUAUUGUAUGCACUCACUAACUGUAAGUCGCUCUGGAUAAGAGCGUCUGCUAAAUGACUAAAAAUGUAAAUGUAAAAUGAUUAGUUGAUCAGUUGUGUGUUAAUGCUGGUCUGGAACAAAAGCCUACGGGGUGUUUGGCAGUGCACAACGUUCUGUCAUGUCUGUAUCAAGGACCUCAUACACUGUUUAGUCUGAGUAUGAAGAUAUGGGUCUAAUACUCCAAAAUGCUGUUUACAAAGUCACUGCCAAAAUGGGACAUCUUUUUUUUAUUUAUUUUUUACAUGUUUUAGUCAUGAUUGAUUAGAGAAUGACAUGACAUCUGUUUUUUGUAAGAAGUUUUUAUUUCAUGAAAUGUACAUUAUUUGUAGUCUUGUUCAGUUAUUGAUAUGCUCUUUGAUACCAUGUGUAAUAUAAUUUCAAGCCUAAUGAUUG